Molecule: messenger RNA, 1285 nt
Organism: Scleropages formosus (Asian bonytongue)
Lineage: Eukaryota; Metazoa; Chordata; Actinopteri; Osteoglossiformes; Osteoglossidae
Exons: 12
Coding region: 91-1272 (393 amino acids)
Cellular component (GO): membrane
Source: RefSeq, a predicted model, not a curated record
CAUCGCUCGCCUCUCACUCUUGUGUAAUCCCGCCGUGUCCUCUGUCCGUUAUUCCGUCCCCGGCGCUUUCGCCUCUGCCUUUAUUCUAACAUGGAGCCAGUUACUGAUGACAGCUCAAGAAUAGAAGAUAUUGAACCCCAGGCUACAGUGACUGGCACAAGCAAACCGCUCUAUCGCUUCUUCAGAGGGGAACCCGGCAGUAUCGGAAUCGUGAUGCUUUCCCUCGGCACAUCGCAGUUCUUAAUUGGGAUACCGAUGAAGAUCGAUCUCUUGGAAAACUCAUCCCAGAGUUACACCCAGUUCUGGUUGGGGAUCCUGUUUAUCGCCACUGGUAUUUUGUACAUCCUGUCUGCUAAAAGUCCAUCCAAAAAGCUGGUAACAGCAAGCAUGGCAGUGAGCAUAGUGUCCAUAAUCGCAACUGUCCUGUCUUUCUUUGAAUACCUGAUGAGCAUGUGGAAAAUGCUGCGGAUAGAUAUCUAUUACCCUGAUUACGAUAUUAUCUAUUACAAUCUGACAAAUGAGGGCGACCCCUGGAGUGCAUAUCAUGCGGAGCAAUUGGCAGCUGUGGAGGGAGUUUUGCUUUUCUACUGCUUUGUUGGAGCUGUACUUCUUAUAGUUAUAACCGCAUUUGCCAGAGCGGGUUUGCGAUCAGUUAAAACACAGUCCAGAAUGGAAUCAGUACCUUAUGCCAGGUCAGGAACAGAAGACGGAGAGCCCCGGACUACUGUUAUUGGCUUGAACAAGCCACUCCAUCGCUUCAUAAGAGGGGAUCCCAGAAGUACUGGGAUCGUCAUGCUGUUCCUUGGUGGCUCACAGUUCUUACUUGGGAUACCAAUGAAGCUAGAUGUCCUGGAGAGCGCCGCUACCUACUACACUGGAUUUUGGCUUGGAAUCAUGUUCAUCAGCAGUGGGAUUCUGUACAUCCUGUCUGACGAAAACACAUCCAAGAAGUUGGUAACCGCAAGCCUGGCAGUCAGCAUCAUUUCCAUAAUUGGAGCAUUCGUGGCCUUCGUUUUCUUUUUUGUUACUUCUCUCAGAAUCCAUAGUUUCUACAGCCCUUACCGUUUUCCCAUCAAGUCUAACAUGACAGAUGAGGAUUAUGCUUGGAAAUCAAACCAUACGGAUCAGAUUUUGUGUUUGCAGGUGCUUUUCCUUAUCUACUGCGUAGUGGGCAUGGUCAUUCUAAUUGUGAUGAGCGCAUUUUCCAGAGCUGGGUUGCGGUCCUCAAGAACUCAGGCAAUUGUUGUAAUGCAUAAUCGCCCAACACAAUAAGUCAAGACAUCAA